CCCAUCGCAGACUCCGGUCACUCCCGCACCUAACUUCCAAGGUGUAGGAGCGACGACGGUGAUUCCCGGAGGAGAUGCCAGCUCCAGUCAGGCCCAGGAGGCUCGUGUAGCAGCAGCAGCGGAGAUGCCCCCACCACCACCACCAGAUCCAACACAACGGCAGGGAGGAGUGCUGACACAAGGAGGAGUGCCACCACAGGCAGCCGUACAAACCCCCGGCCAACAAAUGGUGGCAAUGACCCGGGAGGAGAUGCAAAGGAUAGCGGCGGCCGCGGCGGCGCAGGCGGUGCAGCAAGUUGCGAGUCAUAUUUCUCAUGCCACCACUGCGCCGACCACGGUGGCCGGAAGCCAGGAUGAGGAUGUGUCUAGUUAUGGAGAAGGAGGAGCUGGAAGAGAUCGGACGAUGGAGAGGAUGGCGGAGCAGUUGCGCCAACUGCAAGAUAAAGUGGAGGGGAGGCUAGAGAGGAGAGCUCGAGGACAUCCCUUUUCAAGGGAGAUUCUCGCUGCUCCGUUGCCAAACAAUUUCAAGGAGACCAACUUGGGGUAUGACGGGUCAUCUGACCCAUCGAGGCAUGUGAGGACCUUUGAAAAUAUGGUUGUGCUGCAUGGGUACUCUGAUUCUGUUUGUUGCAGGGCAUUUUUAUCGACCUUGCGUGGAGGAGCACUCGAUUGGUUUCACCAACUUCCACCUGGGUCAAUCGCGAGCUUUGAGGACUUUACUGGUAAGCUUAUCAAUCAAUAUUCGAGCGCGGUGGUGCAGGAGAAAACGUAUUUGACUUUGAUGGCGAUGAGGCAGGGGGAGAAGGAAUCAUUAAGGAAGUAUGUUGCUCGAUAUAACCAAACAUGUUUAGAGGUGCACUCGGCUUCGGACGAGAGGCUGAUUCGAGCAGGAUAUUUGAAAGAAUUUGUGUAUCAUGAUAGGGUGAAGGGGAAAGGAAGGAGAAGGUGUAGGGAAGACUCAGAGGAAAGGAGCGAUAGAGAUGAGGAGGGAGAUGGUCGGGACGGUCGAGGAAAGAAGCCAAGGAGAGAUGGUGAUAAGGGAGGACAUGGAGGAGAGGCCCCGAUGAAGAGAGGAACUAUUUACAUGAUUUCCGGUGGGCCAACUGAUGGUGACUCGAAUAGGGCCAUGAAGGAGCAUGCUCGAGCAGUGAAGAGGAAGAGAGAGGAGGCGGGAAUUACGGCCCGCAUGCCAGUGAUAAGUUUUAAGGCGGAGGAUGUCGAGGGAGUGGUCCUGCCGCACAAUGAUGCUUUGGUGAUAACCGCGGAGGUCGCAGGCUUCGAUGUGAAGAGGGUGUUCAUUGACACCGGGAGUUCGAUAGAUGUGAUGUUCUAUGACCGUUUUGUGCAUAUUAACAAGGAGCUGAAUAUGGAGCUGAAACCGGUGACCACGGCACUCUACGGUUUUAACGGGGGAGAAGUUAUGCCGAUGGGAGAGGUCAGUUUGCCCGUGGCAUUGGGAUCGGGAGAGUUGAGGAAGGUGCGCAUGGUGAGAUUUGUG
Molecule: messenger RNA, 1498 nt
Organism: Striga hermonthica
Lineage: Eukaryota; Viridiplantae; Streptophyta; Magnoliopsida; Lamiales; Orobanchaceae
Source: the annotation of a GenBank genome assembly